GCAGUCAGUCUGAGCCCGCCGUGGUGCUGGCCCUCGCUCCUGGCUUUUAAUGCUGUCAGCGUCUGAUGACAGGGGCCGUGUUUCCUGCCAAAGGGUCAUAAAGAAGAGUGAAGAAUGGAUUCUCUGGAUCAUAUGCUGACAGACCCUUUGGAGCUAGGACCAUGUGGGGAAGGAAAUGGUGCACGAAUCAUGGAGGACUGUAUGCUGGGUGCAACAAGAGUUAGCCUGCCGGAGGACCUUUUAGAGGAUCCUGAGAUCUUUUUUGAAGUUGUCAGCUUAUCUACAUGGCAGGAGGUGCUUACAGAUUCACAGCGCGACCACCUGAAAAAGUUCCUGCCUCAUUUCCCUGAAAAUAAUGCUGAACACCAGAACAAACUCAUCUCAUCCCUUUUCAGUGGAGAGAACUUCCGCUUUGGAAAUCCAUUGCACAUUGCGCAGAAACUCUUCCGGGAUGGACAUUUUAAUCCUGAAGUUGUGAAAUACAGGCAACUCUGUUUCAAGUCCCAAUACAAGCGCUACCUGAGCUCCCAGCAGCAGUACUUCUACCGGUUGCUCAAGCAGAUCCUUGCCUCCCGCAACUAUUUGCUGGACCUGGCUAGGAAAGGAGGGCCUGAUAUGACCCUUAAGAAGAAGCAUCCAGCACCUGCACGUGGCCCAGAAGAACGGGAUAGACGGACACAUCGGCGCUACUUAAAGGUUUUGAGGGAGAUAAAGGAGGAGUGUGGAGAUGCUACUUUAUCCUCUGAUGAAGAAGAUCUGAGUUCCUGGCUUCCAAAUUCCCCAGCCCGUUGCCCAAGUCCAGCAGUUCCACUCAGAAUGACCCCCACGUUAUCAACGCAAGACAUGAAAACAUCAGAUAAAAUAGAACUCGGGGAGAGUGACCUGAAGAUGAUGUUGAAGAAGCAUCAUGAGAAACGGAAACGUCAUCCUGACCACCCUGAUCUAAUGACAGGAGACCUGACUCUUGAUGACAUCAUGACCCAUGUGAAUGCUGGCAGGAAGGGUUCCCUGGCAGCCUUGUUUGACCUUGCAACUCUCAAGAAGAAGGUGAAAGAAAAAGAAGAAAAGAAGAAAAAGAAGCUGAAGGUGAUUAAAUCUGAGGUGGAAGAUUUGGCUGACUCCCUUAGCAAUGCUGAGGGAAUCCCACCAAUAUCUCAGGACCUGUCCCCUCCCCCUCUGCCAUCUGUUAAAGAAGAACCUCUUGAAGACAUCAAGCCAUGCCUUGGAGUAAAUGAAAUCUCUUCUAGCUUUUUUUCUCUCCUUCUGGAGAUCCUGCUUAUAGAAGGACCUGCUAGUCUCUCUGUGCUUGAGGAUAAAGUCUUGGAUUGGCAAUCAUCCCCAGCCAGUACCUUAAAUAGCUGGUUCUCCUUUGCCCCUAACUGGUCAGAGCUGGUUUUACCUGCCCUGCAAUAUUUGACAGGUGACAGUAGAGAUGUUCCUCCCAGUUUUUCUCCAUUUGUUGAAUUCAAGGAAAAAUCCCAGCAGUGGAAAUUGCUUGGCUCUUCCCAAGACCUUGAGAAGGAAUUGGCAGCACUUUUUCAACUCUGGUUGGAGACCAAAGACCAGAUGUUUUUCAAGGAAAAUGAAGACAGUCCAGAUGCCACCACACCAGUUCCCAGGGUAAGGACUGACUAUGUAGUCCGACCCAGCACUGGGGAGGAGAAACGUGUCUUCCAGGAGCAGGAGCGCUACCGUUACAGCCAGCCCCACAAGGCCUUCACCUUUCGCAUGCAUGGCUUUGAGUCAGUUGUUGGUCCUGUGAAGGGCGUGUUUGACAAGGAGACCUCAUUGAACAAAGCUCGAGAGCAUUCUCUCCUGCGAUCAGACAGGCCAGCAUAUGUCACUAUCUUGUCCCUUGUGCGGGAUGCAGCAGCCCGCCUUCCUAAUGGAGAAGGAACACGUGCUGAAAUCUGUGAACUGCUUAAAGAUUCUCAGUUCCUGGCUCCUGAUGUCACCAGUGCCCAAGUUAAUACUGUGGUUAGUGGUGCUCUGGACCGGCUCCAUUAUGAGAAAGAUCCUUGUGUGAAAUACGAUAUUGGACGUAAACUGUGGAUAUAUCUGCACCGGGACAGGAGUGAAGAGGAGUUUGAGCGGAUUCACCAAGCUCAGGCUGCUGCAGCAAAGGCCAAGAAAGCCCUUCAGCAGAAACCUAAACCUGCAGCCAAGACAAAAUCUAGCAGUAAGGAGAGCUCUGUGAAAGCGCUCCCCAGCAGCACUUCAGAGCCAGGCCAGCUGAGCCUCAGUGACUCCAGCAUGCCACCAACCCCUGUGACUCCUUUGACUCCCACCACGCCAGCAUUGCCAGCAACACCCAUUUCACCCCCACCAGUUUCUGUGGUUAGCAAGAACGUGCCUAGUGUUGGACCAGAGCCAGCUAAACCCAGCCCAAGCGUUCUCUUAGUGUCAUCCCCUGCCAUGCCGCAGCUUGGAACACUUCUUUCCACAGCUCAAAGCGCACAGACACAAGCUGGGCCGCAGCCGCCACCCCCUACCCGGGUGGUAAGCCAUACUGCCUCCUCAGGGCUUCCGCAGGUCCGUGUAGUGACUGCACAGUCCAGCCUCCCACCUGCAUCUCAGCAAGCCCCUGUGGUAGCACAGCAACCGCAACCUGCAUCAGUGCCUCAGAUCCGUGUUCCAGCUACAGCCACUCAAACCAAAGUACUGCCACAGGCUGUUAUGACCCUACCAGUGAAAGCCCAAACCAGCCCAGUGCAGGUGCAGCGACCAGGAGCUUCUGUGACAGGACAGACGGGCAUCACUGUGACAGGCCUCUCUGCAGCACCCAGUCCCACAGUAAAGCCGGUAACCAGCUCUCCUGGCAGCUCUGCACCAAGCUCCUCCUCUACCACCACGGUCAUCCAGAAUAUAGCUGGCCAGAACAUCAUCAAGCAGGUGGCUAUUACGGGGCAGCUAGGCAUGAAGACCCAGGCUGGAAGUGGCAUCCCACUCACAGCUACUAACUUUCGGAUCCAAGGCAAGGAUGUGCUGCGCCUGCCUCCCUCCUCCAUCACCACCGAUGCCAAAGGACAGACUGUGCUGCGUAUCACUCCAGACAUGAUGGCUACUCUUGCCAAGUCCCAAGUCACUACAGUCAAACUGACUCAGGAUCUCUUCACAGCUGCUACUGGAACCAGUGCUACCGGGAAGGGCAUCUCUGCAACUUUGCACGUGACAUCCAAUCCUGUGCAGUCUGCUGAUACCCCAGCUAAGACUAGUCCAGCCAGUUCAGCUUCUCCCAGCCCAGCUGGCAGCACAGUGGUUAAAGUAACUCCUGACUUAAAGACUGCAGAGUCAACAAGCUCAGCUUUCAGACUGAUGCCAGCUCUGGGCAUGACUGUAGCAGAUCAGAAGGGCAAAGCUAUUACCACAGCAGCAUCCACUGAGGCAAAGCCAGCUGCCACCAUACGAAUUGUGCAGGGGCUAGGGGUUAUGCCACCCAAACCUGGGCAGACCAUAACUGUAGCCACUCAUGCCAAGCCCUCUUCUUCCACAGUAAGCAUGCCUGGCACAGUUCACACCUCAGCAGUCUCUUUACCAACUAUGAGUGCCACAGUAUCAAAAGCGGUUGCUGUGGCCUCUGGAACAGCUGGCACUCCCAUAACCAUUGGAACAGGGGCCUCUGCUGUGAGGCAGGUGCCGGUGAGCACCACAGUGGUAUCCACAUCCCAGGCAGGUAAACUGCCAGCCCGAAUCACAGUGCCACUAUCAGUGAUCAGCCAGCCAGUGAAAGGCAAGAGUGUGGUGACUGCUCCCAUCAUCAAGGGCAACCUUGGAGCCAACAUUAGUGGACUGGGUAGGAACAUCAUCCUGACUACAAUGCCAGCUGGGACCAAGCUGAUUGCUGGGAACAAACCUGUGAGCUUUCUAACUGCACAGCAACUGCAACAGCUGCAACAACAAGGCCAGGCCACGCAGGUGAGAAUUCAAACAGUCCCCGCCUCUCAUCUUCAGCAAGGAACAGUGUCUGGUUCUACCAAAGCGGUCUCCACUGUUGUAGUGACGACAGCACCAUCUCCAAAGCAGACCCAGGAUCAGCAGUGAAUGUUGGCUGCGCAAAUGGAUUGCUUUCCAAGACCUUCUCUGAUCCUAUUAUUCUCCUGUUCAUCACCAAUCAGGACUUCAUAGGUGUAAUCACAGACUGUUCAGCCUGCAAGGUAGAAAUUUGAGAAGGCGUGUCUGUGCCAAAAGCAACAAAUGUUGCUUGCCUGGAGUCAGCAUUUUUGUAUGCAGCAGAAAUCCCAGUAUAACAUGUGAUGCUGUAUUUAAAAACCUGAACAUUUCAGUCCAGAUUUGCAAAACAAGCUCCCUAGCAGUGACCUUACUAGAGACUUCAUUCUACUCAUCUCUUUCUAGUUGCCCUUUAUGCAAAUACCAGUCUCUCAUUUCAGUAUGUUCUGGGUUACCUUAGGUAAAUAACCCAUGGUCUUCCUUAACUAGUAAAGCCAGCUGUAAAGGGAGCCAGAUUUUGUAAUUCUCUAAGGUCAUGGCCAAGCACAUCCUUAUUGGAGUCCAGUUGUCUGUUGCGUUUAUACUUUGUAGAGGUAAUUUUAAAGUUAGUGGCUUGAACACCAGAUUUUAUUUGGGACAUAGCCUGUAGUAGAUCCCUAACAAAAAUUCUAUAUAUUUAUUUAUUUUAUAGCUUUUAAAGAUUUGUCCCUGCUUCCUAACCCAUAUUCCUUGUUGAGCUGCUGUCACUGUUAAACUGAAAAGGUUUUUUCUUUUUAUCAUCUUCACAAAAGCAGGACAGAGAGUCCUUUCCCAUAAGUGUGCCUAAUCAAGGCCACUGCUGUUGUAAAAUGGCUAGUAAUUAUUGGGGGAGGAUCAGUAUAUGUAUGUCUUAUUGCAAGUGGACACCCAGCAAUGGAAUAGAAAGAAGAGUCUCUCAGGGAGUUUUCUUUCUUGCAUUCCUCACAAGAAGAUGACUGAGCCUUUUUCAGUUGGAGAAGACUGCAGUUUGCUUUUAAAGAUGGAGAACAAGCUUUCAACUGUUUGAACUGCAUUCUCACAGAUUCUUGCAGAUGAAAUGUUUAAGCUCACUGGCCUGGCCUCUGUUUUUUGUUUUUGUUUUUCUCUGAUUUUUUUUUUUUUACCUUGAUAUACAAGUUGUUGGGAUUUUGCACAUUACAGAUCAGGAAGUGAUCUGACUUUGACUUCAGACCAGUUCUGACAUCCCCUGGGUUCUUUUUCUGAAGGAAGCCAGAGGACACAUGGGGCAGAAAGAGAAUAAAGAUGCAGAAAGCCUUACAGAUCUAACUUCCCUCCCGCCUACAAGAUUAUACCUGCCAUCUCUCUUCAGUUCCCUACAGGACAGUUCAUUUUGGCAGGGAAGGAGUUUGACCAUACUGUACCAUGAACUGAAGUGUGAUCAUCUAACCUGCCAAGGGCUAAUACUAUUCUUCUACAUCUGUAAAAAGGUUUCCUUUAUGUUGUUUCUCUUGUGUUGUUUCUUUUUCUUUCUUUUUUUAAGAUGAAGUUUGCCUUUGAUUUUGUCAGUAAAUGCAUUCUAUUUAAAGAGGAAAACCCUGCUGUUUGUUACCUUCCAGUAUUUAGCUGAAUUGUGUAAAGCUGGAUUCUGCUCAAAACCUUUGGUUGUAGCUCUGUAUUGCUGGCGCAGGUACAGUCAGUAAUGUCAGUAGGAGGCUUUGAUGGAAUUCAGGUUGAAAUCUUCCAUGUUGCACAAUCUUUUUGCAAUGUAACUAACCUGGUUUGGAAAAGUCGGGUAUAAAAAAAUGGAAUUUUUAUAUAAAUCCAAGCCCAAAUCAGGAUAAUCAUUUUGUCCUAUAUCACUCCCAGUCAUGUCUAACAUAAUGGAAUUAAGUAUGGGAUGCUCCUUACAGCAUGUAGUGUACUGUAGCUUUAGGCUAGGUACAGACAUUCAAAAAGCCCGAGGUAGAAUCAGUCUAAGUUGCAUGGUUUUCUGUAAGCAGUGUAGUUUAGAUCCAUAGUGAACAGAACACACAUUCACCCUUUAGUGUGCGUGUGGAGGAACAAAUCUUACCCUGGGUUCCACCCUUUUUAAACUAGUCAAUGUGUGCCGAACUUCUGUUCUGUUACGGGUAUAGACUGGUUUCCAGUCACUUAUACCAGUAAAAGUGUAACAUCUGUAUCUGGCCUUAGUGUAUCUGGUCUCUGUUAAUUAGUUGUAUUCUGUGACACAUGAACUCCUGACAUUACUAGGAUUCAAAACACAGGAAGCCCAUCAUAUCAAGAACUUCAUUGUGGUGGUGAGAUUUCACCCCUGCUACAGAGGGAUAGAUUUACCCUAGCCCAGUCAGGUCAACGAUGCAAGAGAACUUCUCCCACCUUCCCAGAUCCUUUUGAUGGCUCCAGUUCUGCUUUGUUAAUAACAACUACUAGUAGAGGGAGAUUAUUUAUCAGAGUAACACCUCAAAUCUACUACUCAGAGGUCAGGGCUCUAUUUGUGUUCAGUGCUAUACAUACACAAUGAAAAUAGUCCCUUCCCUGAAGAACUUAACCCAUAAGUUUUUGUCACCUGUCCAGUCACUUCUCCCAAGCACAUUAACCUUGGUUCCACUAGCCCAAAAAAAUGUUGAAAGUUGUCUUCACCCAGGCUAGGUCCUCAGAACCUUGUUUCCUAGCAUCUUUGGGGUCAUUAAAUAGAGCGGGUCCUUCGUUGCUCUGCUGUAGCUACCGAACAUGGGCAUGAGCAGCCCUCCUUGGAGUACUGCUGUUCUCACCACCAUUCUGUUAGCAUUUGAGGUGAGCUCGUCUUAAAAGGUGCACUGCGGAUGGCCUGGGGGGAGUCUACACUGACGUUACACAUUCUCUCUCUGUUCUUUCGUUCUACAAGGCCUAUAAUUUGCAGGGCUCUUGUUUUGAUACCUUUUCAUCACUAAAUCUAGUGUAAAAAUUAGGACAUUGCUAUAUACAGAAAUGUGGGCUGUUUGUUUUCCACUGUGUUAAGAGAUUACAACCAAAGCUGUGAGCCAGUUCUUCUGGAUCAAACACCUCCAAGCGCUUGGGAGUAAAAGUGCCUUUAUUCCUUCUUCCUCAACCGGUGCCAUCGAUGGACUUUUUCAUACCAAGAACUAAUAAACAUUGCUUACAAAAAGUGGCCUAUA
This is a messenger RNA of Gavialis gangeticus (Gharial), 7082 nucleotides long. RefSeq names its product nuclear factor related to kappaB binding protein (gene NFRKB). Gene Ontology annotation, molecular function: protease binding. The coding region runs from base 115 to 4041 and encodes 1308 amino acids. Gene Ontology annotation, cellular component: Ino80 complex. NCBI's taxonomy places the organism in Eukaryota, Metazoa, Chordata, Crocodylia, Gavialidae. The record is from RefSeq and is a predicted model, not a curated record. The transcript is spliced from 26 exons.